CUUCUACGUAGCAUCUCUUCUCAACUCGGGCUUUUUCAAAAGAAAAACGCAACCACCAACAUGGUUACUUCAGACAGAAACAUGUUACAGAACUACGUUCCAGUUUAUGUCAUGCUCCCACUAGGAGUUGUCACUGUUGACAAUGUUUUUGCAGACCCUAAUGGCCUCAAAGAACGGCUUUUGAAGCUGAGAGCAACAGGUAUUGAUGGGGUUAUGGUUGAUGUGUGGUGGGGGAUCAUAGAACUGAGGGGGCCUAAGCAGUAUGAUUGGAGAGCCUAUAGGAGCUUGUUUCAGCUGGUUCAGGAAUGUGGCUUGAAACUUCAAGCUAUUAUGUCAUUCCAUCAGUGUGGAGGGAAUGUAGGAGAUGUAGUUAACAUCCCAAUUCCCAAGUGGGUGCUCGACAUUGGAGAAUCUGAUCCUGAUAUCUUCUACACCAACCGUUCAGGCACAAGGAACAAGGAGUAUCUAACUAUUGGUGUGGACGAUAAGCCUAUAUUCCAUGGAAGAACAGCCAUUGAGAUAUACAGUGACUACAUGAAGAGUUUCAGAGAAAACAUGUCAGAUUUUUUAGAAUCUGGGCUUAUUAUAGAUAUUGAAGUAGGGCUCGGCCCAGCAGGAGAGCUCAGAUAUCCCUCUUAUCCACAAAGUCAAGGAUGGCAGUUUCCUGGUAUUGGAGAAUUUCAGUGCUAUGACAAAUAUUUGAAGGCAGAUUUCAAAGCAGCUGCAGCAAGGGCUGGCCAUCCUGAAUGGGAAUUGCCUGAUGACGCAGGCCAGUACAAUGAUGUUCCAGAAUCUACUGGAUUCUUCAAAUCAAAUGGCACGUAUGUCACUGAGAAAGGGAAGUUCUUCUUGACUUGGUAUUCAAACAAAUUGCUGAGUCAUGGUGAUCAAGUCCUAGAGAAAGCCAACAAAGCAUUCCUGGGCUGUAAAGUCAAAUUAGCGAUCAAAGUAUCUGGAAUCCACUGGUGGUACAAAGUUGAAAAUCACGCAGCUGAGCUUACUGCUGGAUAUUACAACCUUAAUGAUAGAGACGGAUAUCGUCCCAUUGCAAGAAUGCUGUCUCGCCAUCAUGCCAUUUUGAACUUUACGUGUCUUGAGAUGAGGGACUCAGAACAAAGCUCAGAGGCCAAAAGUGCACCACAGGAGCUCGUAAUGCAGGUACUGAGUGGAGGUUGGAGAGAAGACAUCCUAGUGGCUGGAGAAAAUGCACUUCCAAGGUAUGAUUCCACAGCAUACAACCAAAUCAUACUGAACGCAAGGCCACAAGGCGUCAACAAAAAUGGCCCUCCAAAACUGAUGAUGUUUGGAGUGACAUAUCUUCGCCUAUCAGAUGAUCUACUGCAACAAUCAAAUUAUGAUACGUUCAAAAAAUUUGUGCUAAAGAUGCAUGCAGAUCAGGGUUACAGUGCAGACCCUCAAAACUACAAUCAUGUGAUAACUCCAUUGAAGCCAUCGGCACCAAAGAUUCCCAUCGAGGUUCUUCUUGAAGCGACUAAACCAAUACCGCCAUUCCCCUGGCUUCCAGAGACAGAUAUGAAAAUUGAUGGCUGAUUUCCCAAUGGUGCUAAGAGUAGUUAAAUAAUCUGCUGGAAAUAAUAGAUACCGUUCAGGAUAUAAAUAAAGCACCCAGCCACCAAAAUCAGCAGUACUAAUAAUAAUAAUGCCAUGAAGUAGCAAUGUCUAGCUAGACAUAUAGGUCGUGCUCGCGUCUGUACUUUUCAUGUGUGUAUUCCUAUAUAUAAAGUUAAUAAACUACUUUAUCAAACUUGCAUCAAUGCUGCUUAUUGCAAUCCAAAAGUAUCAGUCUCUAACAUGUUGAAAUAUGCUCAUGCAACACAUUUUCAGAUAAACUUACACCUGCGUAUGAUCUUAGACCCUUAUUAUUAUUAUCCAAAUGUGAUUAAGUGUUUAUAGCAAACGUAAUAUUUUAAAAAAUAUAUGGGCCAAUCCAAAUAACUGUAAAUUAUAUCACAAGAACCUUAUCCAGUGGAAUAAAAUCCUAUUACAAAUUAGCUUUCCAUGGCAAAUAGAUUUAGAAAUAGCAUCUAGCAUAUGAUAAGAAUUAAUAUUUUAGAGCUUAGAACACAUGAAUAAUUAACUUUAGACCGAUCUCUAACUACAGGCAAACAUAUUCGCAAUGAUGCUUUGGCAUACCACAUACCUAUUUGAUAAAACAUAUAUAUUGAAGUUUUAUUGAAUUUCAUGUAUCGACUAUAUUUCAUUGCUAAUUAUUUAAAAUUUACAAGACAUUAUUUUCUUAAAGCGCUUGUCUUCCUCAAGUUUUUGCUCUAGAAGUGAAAGCGCAACUAGUUAAAAUAAAAGCUUCACGGA
Molecule: messenger RNA, 2331 nt
Organism: Vigna radiata var. radiata (mung bean)
Lineage: Eukaryota; Viridiplantae; Streptophyta; Magnoliopsida; Fabales; Fabaceae
Product: beta-amylase
Exons: 7
Coding region: 61-1551 (496 amino acids)
Biological process (GO): polysaccharide catabolic process
Molecular function (GO): beta-amylase activity
Source: RefSeq, a predicted model, not a curated record